Molecule: messenger RNA, 684 nt
Organism: Rhagoletis zephyria (snowberry fruit fly)
Lineage: Eukaryota; Metazoa; Arthropoda; Insecta; Diptera; Tephritidae
Source: RefSeq, a predicted model, not a curated record
AAAUCGGAAGACAUUGAUUUUUCGGAAGACGAAGAGUUGCUUGAAUUACUAAAAGCCGAUCAAGAAAUCGAAGCGCCGAAGCCUUUGGAUGACACAGAAGUAUUUGAAACAUUUUUGGAAAUGGAAAAAGAUCGCGUUGUGGUCGAUGUGGUCGAAUUCGAUUGGGUAGCUUAUGAACGUAAGAAGGAACUAAACAACAUAGCGACAGAUACGCUUGUGUUUCUAAAGGAGCUCAUAAAGCAUGCGGUAGACAAAGUUGAAUAUGUCGAUCCAAAAGUUUUAUUGCGUCAGAAUCUUGAUAAAGCUGCAUUAAUUGCCGAGAUUGUGCAAAAAUUAGCAGAGCUUGAAGCAGAGCAGAAAUCGCGCACCUAUCUUAAUCGCCGCGUUGUUGAGUAUUUCUACCGCAAGGGCCAAUAUCGUGUUUUUACUGAGGAUCCGCCAGAUACAAUAAAUUACGAAAUGGAAAGAUUCAAAGAAGCCACAACCAAACUCGAUCUUAUGCUUGCCAGAGAACAAGAGGUUAANCUUGAGGAAGUGGUUAGGAAGACUUUCGCCCAUAAAGGGGAUCGUUUAUCGCUGGCGGUUGAUUCGCAAUUGCGAACAAUGGGCAAGUUGCGCGACGAAAUCUCUGCAGUGCGGUAUAUUUUGAUACAGAAGCAGCACUCCAGUGCCGCGAUGACCGAG